AUGACGACCCCUGAAGAACCGCACACGCGACAGUACAGUCACAUCAACGGUACUGUCGCCGACCUUCACGACCGUCUUGUUGUAUCUGAGCUCUGCAAAGGCUGGCCAGUCUACCGCGAUGCUUCGGAAUGGAUGAACUUUCGAUCUCUCUUUGCAGAUGAUGCCACCGUCUGGACAACAUGGUCUGGCCCUCGGAAGAUCGACGACUUUAUAUCCAUCUCGAAAGCCGGCAAGGCUGCCGGUGCCUUCAUCCAGCACCGCGAGUGUGGCACUCUUGUCGAGCUCAACCGCGAAGCAGGCCGCGCCCUGGGCAAGAUGAAGGCGACCAUCACUCAGCGCUUCACCUCUGUGGACGGUGGACAUGCGUUUGAUGUCGACUGCGAUUGUCGCUUCUUGUUCUUCUGCGAGGCACAACCCGUCGUUGAUAUCAGCCAGCCCCAUACAAAAGCUGACGCACCGAACGGCAAGGUGUUUGAGGGUGGGAUGAAGUCCAGCACAGGCGAGGCAGCUUCCGACGACCAACAAUCUGAUGGUGCUGAGGCAACCACGAGCUCAGAAACUAUGGAACGUCGAAGCGCUGUCGAUCAGGAACCAAAUGCCACAGGUGCCACAAACGGCAACUUUCAGCACCAGCACCAGCACCAUGCUCAGACGGCUUGGAAAGUCCGCUUCGUCAAGCUUGUGUACGAGAAGGAUCGCGUGGUGCCCGUCGACGGCCGCUCGACCCCCACGCGUCUCUAG
Verticillium alfalfae VaMs.102 is the source of this 741-nucleotide messenger RNA. Its product is annotated as catabolic 3-dehydroquinase. Bases 1 to 741 code for a protein of 246 amino acids. NCBI's taxonomy places the organism in Eukaryota, Fungi, Ascomycota, Sordariomycetes, Glomerellales, Plectosphaerellaceae. The record is from RefSeq and is a predicted model, not a curated record. Gene Ontology annotation, molecular function: protein binding. The transcript has 3 exons.